AUGCUAUACAAUUCACAUGACCAUUAUAUCGUUGCUAUAUAUUUAUGUGUUGCUCAGAUAGAUACUGUAGAACUUGCGGUAUUUAAAAUUAGUUCUAGUUUAUAUGUAUCCACAUUUAAUCCAUCUCUUCUACCUUGUUUGUUAGUGUCCUUGUUUAAGAACAUCAAUAUAAAUACUCAUAUUUGUAACGUUCCUAGUUGUAUAUGUAUUAAUUCAGGUAUUACAUGGUCGAAUAAAUACAAUGGAUAG
Molecule: messenger RNA, 249 nt
Organism: Babesia microti strain RI
Lineage: Eukaryota; Apicomplexa; Aconoidasida; Piroplasmida; Babesiidae
Exons: 2
Coding region: 1-249 (82 amino acids)
Source: RefSeq, a predicted model, not a curated record